This is a messenger RNA of Malaya genurostris, 3690 nucleotides long. RefSeq lists its product as uncharacterized. Lineage: Eukaryota; Metazoa; Arthropoda; Insecta; Diptera; Culicidae. The record is from RefSeq and is a predicted model, not a curated record. Bases 436 to 3690 code for a protein of 1084 amino acids. The transcript is spliced from 2 exons.
AGUCAACACAGCUCUACUGUACGGUAAUAUGUGGAUACCGGCUGCCCAUAAGCGCGCCGAUCUAUAACUCAUUAUAUCUAUAGAUGAUAAGAGAUAAGUAGGGGAAGAAGAGUAAAAUAAGAAGAAUUUAUAAAACUCAUAUCAGAUCUGAUCUCGUCGAAUUCAUUAGAUCUAUCGAAACAGGGAAAUAUUGUUGAAUUGUUGUAGGUGAAAUUUAAGAAGAACUAAAACUCUAAAAAGCGAUUCAAAGCUAAAUGAGCAGUUCUUUUACUCAACAUCAACAGAGCGAUUUCCAACAAACUUUUUAGAGUUUUACUCUAUAACGACCACGUCAACAUCUGGUCCUCUAAAGUCCGUUGAGGCAAAAAUUACCGAACAUCUUCUGUGUGAUCAGAUUUAUGUGAUAUACGAGAACAAAGGUUAUAUAACCUCGUCAUGUCGUUACCAGUGCAGUACAAUUGCCCGCAGUGUAAAGAGCCUGAUCAGGCGGAUAAUAUGGUGGCCUGUGAUAAAUGCGAUGCCUGGCAUCAUUUCAGAUGUGCUGGUGUGAAUGACUCAAUAGCAGAUCGGUCGUGGCGGUGUAUCAAUUGUCGCUUGAGGACGUCAUCAGUUCCUUCUAAUUCGUCUCGAAAGUCAAUGUCCCAAGCACAAGCAGAACUACAUCUCAAAAAAUUGGACGAGGAAAGAGCAAUGCAAGCUAAACAUCUUUCCGAGGAGUUUGCUCUCAAACAAGCCAAGUUGGCGCAACAAGAAGAAGCGUUAAAAUUACAAAUGGCAUUGGACCAGCGAUAUAUGGAACAACGAUAUGCAGUUUUACAAGCGACGCUAGAAGAAAAUGAUGGAAAGAGUCGGUCAACGUGCAGUCAGCAAAGCAGUAGAAGUAAGGUCAAUGAUUGGAUGGAAAAGCAGCAAGAACAAAUAACGGGUGCGAAAUCGGAAACAAACAAUUUUCCCGUCGACACUAGUUCGUUCGCUGCAAUCCAAAUAAGUUCAUCUAAAACCACUAGCGCUGCUGCUGAACAAAAGUCUGUACCCGUCAGUUCCACUUCUACUAGUAUCUUUGACUUUGCUACUUCCCGCUUGGUGUAUACGGGAACCAUACCCAAAAGACCAUUUGCGAGUAUUCCAGAUGCUCUUCCUGUAAUACCAUCACCUAUUGUAACGCCCAGGAUUAUCCCGACAUCAACCUCUAUCGGUGCCACCCGUUCUACAAUAAUAAGUCAACCUGUCUUUUCAACGGGACAAGGGUUACGAGGAUGUGAGAUGUAUCCAGUUUCUGCCGACAAUGCUGUUUGGAAUGUGCUACCUAUUACCUGUACUGCAGCCACUAACCCUUCUACAAGUCAAGCAGCUCCGUUCGUGCCAGAACGUACUUAUAUUGUACCGACAUCGUGUUCAUCUGGUAAUGUUAAAACGGGUGUAACGUCUCUGUUAGCUUCAAAUACAGAAGGUAAUUAUAGUGUCCAUCAAAGCUCAGGAGGUAAGACAUUAGAAAAAAUCCUCGAUCAAAUAAACAAUAGAAUAGGAGAGUUAAUGAUAGAAAAUAGGUCAAUGAGAGUGCCCAAUACAAAUAUGUUUCCCCCACGCUUACGACCUGUAACUUCUCAAAACUCAUCGAUAAAUCCUACUAGUAGAAAUGAAUUUAGAUGGUCUCAUAGUACACCUCACGUUAACCAUAAUCGAAUGCAUACUCCCCAUUUGGGACAGACUCAAAUGCAAAUUUCGUCUCCAAUAUUGCCUGAAAAUGAUCGUAACAUGCAUAAUUCAGCAAUUAGCUCAUCUAUUGGUGUAGUUGUGCCAUCACAGCAACAAUUAGCUGCUCGGCAAGUAGUCUCUAAGGAGUUACCAGUUUUUUCGGGUAAUCCACUGGAGUGGCCAUUAUUCGUGAGCAGCUAUGAGAACUCGACAGCUUUAUGUGGGUUUUCGGAUGCGGAAAACAUGAUGCGAUUGCAACGCUCAUUGAGAGGUAAUGCACUAGAAGCGGUGCGCAGUAAUUUGUUGAUGCCGAAUGCAGUGGCACGCGUAUUGAGUACUCUGAGGAUGCUGUAUGGCAGACCAGAAUUGGUAGUUAACGCUUUGCUAGAGAAAGUUCGGUCCACCCCUCCUCCAAAAGCGGAAAGAUUAGAAACUCUCAUUGCAUACGGACUCGUUGUACAGAAUCUGUGUAGUCAAUUGAUUGCAUCUGGACAAAUUGCUCAUCUCGGCAACCCGUGUCUUUUGCAAGAACUUGUUGAAAAAUUACCGGCCAAUAUCAAGAUGGAUUGGGCGCGGUAUAAGCGAAAAGUAUCGUUUCCUGAUCUUACCACGUUCGAGGAAUAUAUGACGUCAGUAAUCGAAGAGGCAAGCGAGGUGUCACUGUUCACCGAGACAGAUCGAGGCAAGGAAACAAAAAGAGCAUUCAUUCGAGAUAAGGCGUUUGUGAACGCACAUGGUAUCGAUGAAACUGCUAAAGAAAAAAAUGUUCAAAAUAGAAAAGUUCAAGACCAAACAAAAGGUAAAUGUUGUCCAAUUUGUCAAUUGUUUGGACACAAAGUGAAAGAUUGCUCUAAAUUCAAAUCACUGAAUUUACUUGAACGUUGGAAGUCAGUGGAAGAUCAGCAAUUAUGUCGCCGUUGUCUUGUUCGUCACGGAAAAUGGCCUUGUCAUACUUCAAACCCGUGUGGUAUGAACGGCUGUGACGCUUGUCAUCAUGAAUUGCUUCAUCCUGGAAAGACUACAGUAGUGAAUAAAUCAAGAGAAAUAAUUCAUCCGGCGGGAAAGUUGAAUUCUGCUACAGCUACAUCCGGUGUGCUUGGUACACAUCGACAGAUGGCAGAUUCAAUAUUAUUUCGCGUGAUUCCAGUGACGCUGUAUGGACCAAAAUCAUCACUCAAAACAUUUGCCUUUCUCGACGACGGCUCGUCGUUGACUCUAAUGGAUAAAGGUAUCGCAAAAGAACUUGGAUUAUCUGGAGAAGCAAGCUCAUUGUGUUUAAACUGGACUGGCGAUAUAUCCCGCACUGAGCCGAACUCGGAACGUUUAUCAGUAGAAAUAUCUGGAGCUAACAGUCAAACCAGAUAUUCUAUGUCUAACGUUCGAACGGUAGAGGGACUGAAACUACCAACUCAAAGUCUCAUGUAUGAAGAUCUGGUUCAAAACUAUCCUUAUCUUAGAGGUCUUCCAAUAAAUAGCUACCGAAAUGCCAACCCUCGCAUUCUUAUUGGAGUGGAACAUUCAAAACUCAGUUUAACUCUGAAGAAACGGGAAGGACGUACAAAUGAGCCUGUAGCAACACGAUGCCGUCUAGGAUGGACAAUACACGGAAGACUAGGAGAUGAUACUCAUAGCAGUUUAUUCCAUCACAACCAUAUAUGUGACUGUAAUACAGACCGCGAACUUCAUGGUAUGGUUGAACGAUUUUUUUCAACGGAAGCAGUUCCACCAGUGGGACCCGUAAUUGAGACUGAAGACGACAAAAGAGCUCGUCGAAUUCUCGUUGAAACCACAGUACGUGUUGAUGGUGGCUUUGAAACAGGUUUACUAUGGAAAUACGACCACAUAGAAUUUCCCAGAAGUUAUUCGAUGGCCGAGCAACGAUUAAAAUGUCUGGAACGUCGAAUGAAAGCCGAACCAGAAAAUCCGUUCAACAAAUUCGUGACUAUCAACGCAAGGGCUACGCUCACAAAGCGUCGGAAAAGGAACUUUCUUUAG